Messenger RNA from Ictalurus punctatus (channel catfish), 2060 nucleotides. RefSeq names its product kelch-like protein 10. The record is from RefSeq and is a predicted model, not a curated record. The transcript has 7 exons. The coding region runs from base 175 to 1875 and encodes 566 amino acids. NCBI's taxonomy places the organism in Eukaryota, Metazoa, Chordata, Actinopteri, Siluriformes, Ictaluridae. Gene Ontology annotation, molecular function: protein binding.
UCUGAGAGACUUCACUAUGGCCUGAGCUGGUUCUAAGAAUGUUGGAAUUCCAUGAUGCUGGAAUUCUAGAAGUUCUGGUCUUUAAAAAACAGCCCUGUGUGAACGCUCAUCAUCACCAAUUUCUAUGAAGAAAAUUACAGCUCGGACCGAUCAGAUACGAGUUCUGAGAAAGAGAUGAGUGAAUAUAUGACACUGUGGGGUGUGCUGAAUGAGAUGCGGUUGAAGGAGGAGCUGUGCGACGUGGUCCUCAGAGUGGACGAGGUGGAAUUCAAGGCCCACAAGAUCAUCCUCUUUGCACGCAGCCCAUAUUUCAGGAGAUGGAGCAGCUCGGAUCAGACGGUGUACACCUUCACGAAUGUAUCUCCAGACAUCAUGGAGCUUAUAAUCCACUACAUCUAUAAUCAGGACAUUCGAGUCACCACUGACAACGUGCAGGCUCUGUUGGUCAUGGCCAAUUACCUGCUCAUGCGAGACCUUGUUCACGGCUGCUACGACUUCCUGAAGGCAUAUCUCAGCCCGGAAAACUGCUUAGAGAUUUGGAAGUAUGCCGACACCCACUCUUUCAGCGAGCUGCAGGAUCAGGCCUACGCCUACACGUUGCAUCACUUCGAGGAAGUCGUUCGGUCACCGUUCAGUAAAUUCCUGGAGCUGAAUGUGGAGCAGCUCGGCGGCAUGCUAGAGAGGGAUGAGCUGAAUGUCAAACAGGAGAAAACGGCUUUCCAAGCUAUAAUCAAGUGGAUCGCGCACGAACCCGACGUCCGAAUGCGGCACAUUGCGAACCUGCUGCUGAAGGUGCGACUGGCUCUGAUAGAUCAAGAAUACUUCUUGGAGAAUAUCAAGACACACCCACUGGUCAGCAGCUCCUUGGAGUGUCAGCCCAUCAUCACCCACACCAUGAAGACCAUGUUCCACAUUAACAGGGUUGGACACAACACCGGAUGCCCGGAUCCGUUUGCCCGCCCACGGCUCCCGUAUUCCAUCUUGUUUGCCAUCAGCGGCUUCGGCGGCGCGUCUCCUACAAACGUUGUAGAAACCUACAACUCGAGGAUGGACAGCUGGAUGUGCAUCUCCAGCAGAGAAGAAAGAGCUCGAGCCUUUCAUGGCACAGUCUUCCUGGAUGGUUUUGUGUACGUCGUCGGUGGCGUCGACAUAAAGGAGUCCUUCAACACGGCGAGCAAGUUCAAUCCCCUCGACGGAACCUGGAACGAGGUGGCGCCCAUGCACUUUCGCCGCUGCUUUGUGAGUGUGGCCAUGCUGGAUGGAUAUAUCUACGCGAUGGGAGGCUUCGAUGGCGAAGAGUGGCUUAACACGGCUGAACGUUAUCAGCCAAGCAAAAACCAGUGGAGCCUCAUCCCAUCCAUGCACGAGGUACGAAGUGACGCCAGUGCGACGACCGUACUGGGUAAGAUCUACAUCUGUGGAGGAUACAACGGAAAUGACUGUCUUUUCACGGCCGAGUGUUUCGACCCUCGUUACAAUCAGUGGACACAAAUCGAACCGAUGCGCAUCCAAAGAAGUGGCGUGAGCGUCAUCGCUCUUAACAAUCAAGUGUUUGCAAUCGGGGGUUUUGAUGGAGCCCACCAUCUGCGGAGCGUCGAAGCCUACAACCCUCGUACCAACUCCUGGAGAAUGCUUGCCUCCAUGUUUUACAAACGAAGCAACUUUGGCGUCGAGGUGAUGGACGGCCGCUUGUACGUGGUUGGCGGCUACAGCAGCGAAGGCACCACAUGCAACUGCGAGUACUACGACGAAGAGAGCAAUGACUGGUUCCACGUCCAGGACAUGAAUAUCUUCCGCAGUGCGUUGAGUUGCUGCGUGAUUUCUGGGCUUCCCAACGUCACCGACUACACCAUCGUGUACGAUGAUUUUCUCUAGACGUGAAGCUUUUAAAAACACUAUUAAACCACAUCCCAUUGGCAGAACCUCUGUCUCCGGCUGUUUUGGUGAUGGGGUGCUAAAACAUCUGAGGCUGUUAAAAAUCAUUUCAAAAACAAUGCUCGUUUGAACCAUGACUCACAAAAAAACCCACAAAACUUUAUACGUGCAAAGCAAAAUAUAUA